This is a messenger RNA of Sporothrix brasiliensis 5110, 837 nucleotides long. Its product is annotated as enoyl-CoA hydratase. Gene Ontology annotation, biological process: fatty acid beta-oxidation. The record is from RefSeq and is a predicted model, not a curated record. Gene Ontology annotation, cellular component: mitochondrion. Lineage: Eukaryota; Fungi; Ascomycota; Sordariomycetes; Ophiostomatales; Ophiostomataceae. The coding region runs from base 1 to 837 and encodes 278 amino acids. Gene Ontology annotation, molecular function: enoyl-CoA hydratase activity. The transcript has a single exon.
AUGGCGUCCUAUCCCACAACCACGCCACCGCCGGCGACGCCCGUCUUCCUCAAGCUCUCCUUCCCAGCGCCCCGCGUCCUCCUCGUCCGCAUGGACCGCCCGCGCGACCUCAACGCCAUGCCGACCAUUGGGCAGAUCGAAAUGAACGAGGUCUGGACGUGGUUCGACGACGAGCCCAACCUCAGCGUCGCCAUCAUCACCGGCACCGGCCGCGCUUUCUCGGCCGGCGCGGAUCUCAAGGAGUGGAACCGCUCCAUGGCCCCCGAUGCCGACCCCAGCAAGCGCAUGGGCAACGCCCCGGCCUUCAAGCCGCUGUCGCGCCGUCUCGGCAAGAAGCCCGUCAUUGCGGCCGUCAACGGCCUGGCCAUGGGCGGUGGCUGCGAGUUCAUUGUCAACUGCGACCUGGUGGUCGCCGCCGACGACGCCUACUUUGCCCUGCCCGAGGUCAAGUGCGGCAUUGCCGCCAUUGGCGGCGCCCUGCCGCGCCUCCUCCGCACCGUCGGCCUGCAGCGCGCCACCGAAAUGGCCCUGACGGGCCGCAACGUGUCGGCCCAGGAGAUGCAGGCCUGGGGCGUCGUCAACAAGGUCGUGCCCAAGGACCAGGUCGUCGCCGAGGCCGUGCGCUACGCCGAGGCCAUUGCCCAGCACAGCCCGGACGCCAUCAUCUGCUCGCGCGCGGGCAUCCGCCAGGGCUGGGAGACGGCGCCCGUCGAGCGCGCCGUCGAGAUUACCCUGGAGCGCGAGUUUGCCGAGCUGCAAAAGGGCGAGAACAUCCUCGAGGGCCUGGCUGCCUUCAGCGAGAAGCGGGCGCCCCGGUGGAAGGCGAGCCGGCUGUAG